CAAAUGUGAAAUUGAUUACUUUUUUUAAAUUCAAAAAUAUGAAAUUGAUUACUUUUUAAAAUUAUUUUAAUGUAGGACGUGUUCGAAAGUUAUAAAAGUUUCGUGUGAUUUCUUUUUUUUUUUAUUAAAUAAUAUGGAAAAUCAUUUAAUCUUAUCUACGAUUUUGAAAUGUUUAUUUGAUAUAAAUCUUUACAAUUGUUUUGCAAUUUAAAUAUUAGUUAUGCAUGAACAAGCUGGCUAUCAGCCAUCUGCAGCUAUACAACCACCUUCUUACUCAGAAAUACCUGGAACAGUUCCUCUUCAUCAAGGAAGAGAAAGUGGUCCACCACCAUCAUACGACGAUGUCGUGAAUCCAGAAGCCCCACCACCAUCUUAUCAGUCAUUAUUUGGACAAGUUCGAGAAGCAAGAAAAAAUUCCAGCAGUUUUCUAGACUUUGUUCGGAAGGUCAUCAUUCUAAUUUUAGGCACACUUAGCUGUACUAUUAUUCUUGGUGUUACAGUUGUCAUUCCCUUUAUUAUGAUUGUAAUUGGUACAAGCUAUUUAAAAGACUGUCCUGUGGAAGAGUUUAUUCCCAUAUAUCUCGUUGUUGGUGGAGUGUUUGGUGUUGUGAAAAAUUUAUUAAACUUUUGGGGUCGUUGUCGUAAGAGUACAGAAGAUACAGAAGAGCAGUUAAGGCAAAAACCAUAUGAUGCUAUUCUUAAUUGUUUUUUAUUUGCUUGGUUUAUUGCAGGUUGUGUUUGGAUUUAUAGAGUAUAUGAACCUGAGUAUGAGGACACCAGCAGUUCAUUCUAUUGUAAUAAGACACUCUAUCUCUUUGCAUUUUGGCUGGUUACUUCCUUUUUUAUAAUCCUCGGCUUAAUUAUCGGCUUUUUGUGUUGUCUGACCGUUUCUUCCAUUCUCGGCAGUCCCGAAUGAAAAAUUUCUUAUUUUUGCAAAACAAAAUUUUAUAUAUAUUGAUAUAUAAAAACAAGAACUUUAUUUUGCUCAUUUUUACAGAGCAUAUUAAUUUGUGUUUAAUAGAUAUCAUAUUUAUGUUUAAAAAAAAAAAUUUAUUGUGAAGUGCUCUUAAGUUGUGCUACAAACUUUGAAUGCGCAGUUAAGUAUGUUAUUUUUAACAACUAUGCACACAUCUUGUAAUAUAAAAUAAAAAUGAUACUACAUAUGAUAUUGUAUAUAAUAUAAAAUUUAAAAACCAAGAAUUUUAUUCUGCAUACAUUCAAGUGUAAAAUAUUUAAAUGCUUUUCAAAAAUUUGUUAAUGAACCAUAACAUAUUUAUUUUUUGAGUUCUGCAAUGUUUUAUAGUUAUAAAUAUUCUAUUUUGUAUACAAUAAGUAAAAUAUGAUCAAGUGUUGGCCAAAAUUUAUAACAUUUUUCAUGUAAAUUCAUGUUUUCGAAUGUAAAAAAACAGAACGUAAACAUCAUUAUAAAUUAAACUAUUAGCCAAAGUACAAUUUGAAUAUACUAGGACAUAAAUGUUUUGUAAUACCACUUGUUGAUACUUCUUGUUGUGGGGUUUUCAAGUAAUUGGCAAUACAAUCCAUACAGUUCUUCAUCUAGGAGCAUCAUUUUCAGUUUGGGAAGUUCAUCCUUUCAAUGUGGAGAACUGCAAAUGUAUUUUUAUGUUUUAAAUUAUUACUUUUAUGUUGUUUAUAACAUUGGAAAAGAUUAUCUUUUAGAUAUUAAACUAGUUGAAAGGUGAAUUGCCAAUUGCCAGAAAAUCUCUUAGCAAGAAUCAAAAUUUAAUUACCAGAAAAAGUAUAGGAUGCCAAACAGUUUGAAAACUAUUAAAUUAUAUUUUUACAAUUCUUAUGAUUAACAUAAAAUAGUUAGUUAAUUAAAAUCUGUAUAAGGAUCUUUAUCAUUUUAAGCAAUUUAAUAUGAAAUAAAAUCAUGUAUUAUUAAAAUUUCACAGCUCUAAUUGGAGAGUAACAGUUGUUGAUUUGAAAAUGAAAGCUUUCUGAAUUUACAGCAUAAAAUUCUAAAGUAUAAAUAUUCAUACCAUAUAAUCUGGAAAAAAUCAAUAUUCAUCUUCCAAAAUCAAAUAAAAAAAGAAAUAUUUUUUCAAUGAAGUUGAGGAAUAUUUUUAUAGAAUGUCCUUUGU
This is a messenger RNA of Centruroides sculpturatus (bark scorpion), 2102 nucleotides long. RefSeq lists its product as uncharacterized. Lineage: Eukaryota; Metazoa; Arthropoda; Arachnida; Scorpiones; Buthidae. The transcript has 6 exons. The record is from RefSeq and is a predicted model, not a curated record. The coding region runs from base 221 to 916 and encodes 231 amino acids.